Molecule: messenger RNA, 1508 nt
Organism: Trichoderma asperellum CBS 433.97
Lineage: Eukaryota; Fungi; Ascomycota; Sordariomycetes; Hypocreales; Hypocreaceae
Biological process (GO): U4 snRNA 3'-end processing; termination of RNA polymerase II transcription; rRNA processing
Cellular component (GO): nucleoplasm; nucleus
Molecular function (GO): ribonuclease III activity
Source: RefSeq, a predicted model, not a curated record
UUUACAUUAAACGCGAAGAAUUUCUGACCGUAAAAUUUUGGAUUUUGCCGUCAUUUUCAAAAUGUCUAAACGGCAUAACACAUCAUCAGUAGACAAUCGGGCCAAGCGGCAACAGAUUGGUGAUUUCAGAAAUGAUUCAGAAUUCGUUAGCAGCGUCGAGACAACAAACCAGGCGCUAGCCUUACUUGCAGAGCAGGCAGAUGAGCUAGUUGACUGUCUUCAGUCCUUGAAGCGACAGUUUUUGCAGAGUAAAAACCCUGCAGAAUUCCAAAUUGGAAGUAUAAACUCGAAUCUGCCACGAUUAACCAAGCAGCUACUUCCCUCUUUUCAGAUCAUUGGGUCUAUUGAUGAGCCUGUCGCCGAGACGGCUACGCCCAUAGCUAAGAACACAUCAACGGAUACCCUCUCAAGAGCUGCCCAAGACUCAUCAGGCAUACCGAUACUCUCUCCAAUUAGUGUGACACCAUGGAUCUCGUCAGAUAUCUUGCAAGAAUGGCCUCCUUUACCCCCAAUUCUUGACUCCAAGCUUGCUGAAGAAGCAUUCACCCACCCAGGUCUAGGCAUGAAUUUCAGCUAUGAACGCCUAGAAUGGCUUGGAGAUGCAUACCUUGAGUUGAUUUCCAGUUCUCUCAUCCAUCAAACAUUCCCACAGCUGCGGUCAGGACCUUGCUCUCAACUCCGCGAGAGACUAAUCCGAAAUAUCACUCUUGCGGAAUACUUUCGGUAUUAUGGCAUGGAGAAGCGGGCCAAGCUUCCAGAUCAUUUUGAUGGAAGCAGGGGGCUCGGAAGAGGUAGAUCAAAAGACAAGGAUAUACUAAAGACGCAAGCCGACAUGUUUGAAGCCUACGUCGCGGCUGUUAUUCUAUCGGAUCCUCAAGAAGGGCUUUUCAAAGUGGUGAAGUGGCUGAAAGCCCUCUGGGGUAGAACGAUCAAAGAGGACAUCGAAAAGGCAGAAGCUGCAAAAAAGCGCCUGGAAACUCAACCAACAGGGGUGGAGGCAACAGAAAAAAAUUCUAAACAGCGGCUGAGUGUCAAAAUUGUGACCAAAGGUGUCAGCAUUGACUACAAAGAUCUGCCUGGCGAGAAAAGGGACAAGAAUUUGAAACUACCUCUUUAUACCGUCGGAGCCUAUCUAACCGGCUACGGCGAGGUAGGAAGACUACUAGCAGUCGGCACAGCCCUGAGCAAGAAAGAGGCUGGUCAGAAAGCUGCUGAAGCGGCAUUACAGAACAAGCGACUGAUACAGGCAUAUGAGGAAAAAAAGAGGCAAUACAUGCAGGCUAAAGACGACAGUGCACUCGUGGACAGACUUCUGGGGUAGCGAUCUACGGCUGCGGCUUUUGGACAUAGAUGAUAUUUGAGUGCUUCCAUAUGAUGAUAACGACUGGAAUUAGGAUCACUGUCUAGAGAAUUGACCAUUGCUUAAUCGUAGAGGAUAGGAACUUUACCUAAUAAAUGAGCAGGGUUUAGUUAACGCAUUUAUACUGGUAUAGUUAUAAAGAGCCGAG